Penicillium angulare is the source of this 1860-nucleotide messenger RNA. Its product is annotated as IQ calmodulin-binding motif protein. Lineage: Eukaryota; Fungi; Ascomycota; Eurotiomycetes; Eurotiales; Aspergillaceae. Gene Ontology annotation, molecular function: catalytic activity. Bases 1 to 1860 code for a protein of 619 amino acids. The record is from RefSeq and is a predicted model, not a curated record. The transcript is spliced from 6 exons.
AUGGUUACCGCAAAGGUAUAUGGCUUGUGGAAGAAGUCGCAGACUGUAACUUCAGAACUUGCUCAGGACCCUUCACAAACACCGGAGGCGGUAUUUAAACGAUUAUACGAGCAUCAUGAGAUUCCACAUCCGCAUUUAAUAGAGCAUGGAGGGCAUGGGCUGUCGGCGGAGGAAAUUGCAGAAUUCGAAAAGAAAGACGCAGUCCAGAAGGCUUUGGCGUGUGGAAAUUGGGGAUCGUCAGAGCCUAGUGAAUUAUUCCUCCAGGUUCAUCACGAUGUGUUAGGAUCCUUAGACAAGGAUCCCGGUACAGGGGUAGUCUCACCCCCGCUCAUAGCUAGCCGAGGCGUCAUUCCCUUGACAAUUGUCGCUCCCUUGCCAGAUUUAUGCCGCCAUCUUGGAAAUUGCAUUGCACGCGCGGAACAUGAAGUAUUUCUGGGAACAAACUUCUGGAUUCACUCAGAGGCAGCUACCUUGGUUACAAAUGGUAUUCGAGAACUGUCUAGAAGAGCUGGGGAACGAGGUAAGAAGAUCGUCAUGAAAAUGGUUUUCGAUAAUCAUCUUGAAGUCGAUGACCAGCAAAGAACGAGCGACAAAGUUCGACUUCCUCCACCAAAUGAAAUCCCCAAUGUGGAUCUCAAGGUCAUCAACUUCCACCGACCGGUCUUCGGAACAUUCCAUUCGAAAUUCACUGUUAUCGACCGGAGCAUUGCGCUUUUGCAGAGCAGCAACAUUCAAGAUAAUGAUAAUCUCGAGAUGCUGUCUCAUAUAGAAGGCCCGAUUGUUGAUUCCUUUUACGAUGCCGCUCUAUUAUCCUGGGGCAAGCCGCUUGAUCCUCCUCUGCCACUUUUGAAUUCUCCAGCUGAGGCUGCAGCUAUCCCAGCUCACCACGGAGAGCAGAAAACCGACUCAACUUCGGAGGUGCUCCCUGAAGAUUUACCAGAGCACACUUCAGAUUCCCCGCAGUGGGAUAUUGAUUUAGAAAGCGAGGCAAAGAGAGUUAACUACUCUGUCCAGCCUCGAGGCGAUGAGACACCAACUCAAGCAGUGACCCGUCAUUUGAAUACGACUAUCCAGCCAGAUACAACCGGAAACGCUCCCGAUUCUGACCAGGAACUCAAAAUGACGCCUUACAUUCUGCACCCACCUCAUGAGCCAUUCCCCAUGGCCUUGGUUAACCGAGAGCCGUAUGGAUCACCAAACCAUAACAGCACUCACAACCCUCAAGAUGCAGCUUUUGUCUCAGCCAUCAAUCAUGCCAAACACUCCAUCUUCAUCCAGACUCCCAAUAUGAACGCCGAACCUCUGUUUGAGCCUCUUCUAGGCGCAAUCCGGCGUGGCGUAGUCGUCAAGCCUUUCUUAUGUCUCGGUUACAACGACGCAGGAGAACUUCUCCCAUUCCAGAACGGAACGAACGAAAUGUUCUCUAAUAGACUGUACGGUGCCCUGCAGACAACCGAGGAGAAAGCUAGACUUCAAGUGCAUUACUAUGUUGGCAAAGAUCAGAUCCAACCUAUUCAUAAUUCGUUCAAGAAGAGAAGUUGUCAUGUUAAGUUGAUGAUUAUUGAUGAACAUGUUGCUAUUCAAGGAAAUGGAAACCUGGACACACAGUCUUUCUUCCACAGCCAAGAGAUCAACGUUAUGAUCGACUCGUCACUGAUUUGUAAAGCGUGGCUAGAGGCUAUCAAUCGCAAUCAGAACACCGCUAAAUACGGGGCUGCUAGUUCCGAAGAUGCAUGUUGGCAUGAUCCGUCUAGUGGAGAGAUUCCACCCGGGUCUAUUGGUACUGACCCGGGUCACUUCAGUUGGGCAAAGGGUAUCAUUGGUGCCGUAAAACGAGUGAGGGGCGUUGGUGGAUUCUAA